Molecule: messenger RNA, 1240 nt
Organism: Vigna radiata var. radiata (mung bean)
Lineage: Eukaryota; Viridiplantae; Streptophyta; Magnoliopsida; Fabales; Fabaceae
Product: probable acyl-[acyl-carrier-protein]--UDP-N-acetylglucosamine O-acyltransferase, mitochondrial
Exons: 10
Coding region: 40-1080 (346 amino acids)
Biological process (GO): lipid biosynthetic process
Molecular function (GO): acyl-[acyl-carrier-protein]-UDP-N-acetylglucosamine O-acyltransferase activity
Source: RefSeq, a predicted model, not a curated record
CUGCUCUUGUUUUUUUUGCAAUGGAGAAAUAGUGUGGUGAUGUUGGAAAGCAAAGCAAAAAUGUCGUGGUGGUUGGUGAAAGCUCGCAGUCGCUGCCGCUUUUCCCUUUCUUCCGCGCUCCAUGACCGUCGCUUCAUCUUCUUCUCCUCUCAGAGGGAGCAUGUUCACACUUCCACACUCACAGAACCAAGUUUUAUCCACCCUACUGCCGCCGUUCACCCCGAUGCCCUCAUAGGCCAAGGUGUUUCGAUUGGUCCCUUUUGUUCUGUUAGCUCCUCUGCAAAGCUGGGGAACGGUUGUCGACUAUAUCCUGGAAGCCAUGUUUCUGGAAGAACAGAGUUAGGGGACAAUUGCACGUUGAUGACUGGUGCUGUUGUUGGUGAUGAUUAUCCUGGAUGUACCGUCAUUGGAAGCAAUAACUCAAUAGGAUAUCAUGCUGUGAUUGGUGUCAAAUGUCAAGACAUGAAACACAAGCCAGAGGAUGAAUGUUUCCUGGAAAUUGGAGACAAUAAUGAUAUCAGGGAACAUACUUCAAUCCACCGAUCUUCAAAAUCAACUUAUAGGACGGUUAUUGGUAAUGGAAAUCUUAUAAUGGGCUCUUGUCAUAUUGCCCAUGAUUGCAAGAUUGGUAACAACAAUAUUUUUGCUAACAAUACUCUUCUAGCUGGACAUGUCGAAGUGGAAGACUAUGUUCACACUGGAGGUGGAACUGCUGUGCACCAAUUCUGUCAUCUUGGCUCGUACUCUUUUCUCGGUGGUGGUUCUGUGCUUACACAAGAUGUCCCAAAGUACGUGAUGGUAGCCGGAGAAAGAGCAGAGCUUCGUGGUCUUAAUUUAGUGGGCCUUACACGAUGUGGAUUCAGCACUGCAGAGAUCAGAAACCUGAGAACAGCUUAUAGAAAGAUAUUCAUGUCCUUUGAUGCAAAUGCGGGGUCUUUAGAAGAAAGGAUUGCAGAAGUGGAGCUGCAUGAAGAAUUGGGUCACGUUCCUGUUGUCCGUGCCAUGUUGCAGUCUAUUCGCAACUCAAUUGCAGAAAAUCGUCGUGGAAUAUGCAGGAUUAGAAACUGGAAUGUCUCUUGAAGCCUACACGAGACAGUUUACAGUGAAUUUAGUUUACGAUGGAGUGAUUCUUUUCAUUGCUGUAUUUGAAAGUUGUAUAGGUACUGAAUGUAUCAUUCUCUAAACACAGGGAUAUCGACCCUUAACACAUUCUCCACAUAAUAGCCUCACUUUGCGUAAA